ACCAUGGCUGAUUAUAAAGAUUAUCACCUGCAAGGAAUUGAAGCGCGACGACUUCACUCACAUUCACACCAAGAAGCCUCUGGUUAUAAAUGCAUGGAGGCCCUCACAGCCCAAUGGGAAGAGACCUCAAUGUGUAAAAACCUAUCUUAGCACAAAUCCAGAAGAGAGCUGGUACGAUUUUUCCUGCAAGGACCCUGAUCUCCAGUGGUCAUCUUGCACUGCUUGUAAAAUACCAUAUACAUUAGAGACUUCAGUAGUCAUCACUCUAAAGGGACUUUGUUUAAAAACUAUGUUUGACACCUCCUACCAGGUUAUCAACGAUGAGGAGUCUGGAUAUGUAUCAUACAUAGGGAACAAGGCAACCACCAUUAAAUAUGAUGCAAAGCAAAGACUGUGGAUUAUGGAGAAUGUAAACAAUCCUCAACUUAAUGGCAUAUCUGAAGCAGCCCUAGAGACCUAUGUUAUGGGCACACACAACUGGACUAUCAAAAAUGAUAUUGAUUGCCCUAAACAGAAAAUGAUACUUCUGACCUUCUCUACCUGCACAGAUAAAGAGUUUACUUGUAGUAAUGGAUUAUGCAUCGAUAUUAAGAGGAGGUGUGACAGCAGAACAGACUGCAGAGACAAAAGUGAUGAAGUUGGUUGUUUAAGGAUAAAUCCUGAUAAAUCUUAUCAGAAACACAUUGCCCCACAGCCACUCUUAUCUCAGAACUCCUCAAAGAUUAUAAUAAAGGUGUCAGCGGACAUAAUGGAUAUAUUAGACAUUGAUGAAAAAGCUUCUAUUUUUCAGGUUCAAUUCUAUCUUCAUUUCUCUUGGUACGAUGGCAGACUAACAUUUUAUGAUCUUCGUAAUGAUUCUGGACUCAACAACUUGUCACCAGCAGAAAUGGAGCUUCUUUGGAUUCCAGUUCUGGUGUUUGAUAAUACUGAGAACAAGGCGACUACUAUGGUCGAUGAUGAAGCUAGUAUUACUAUUAGGAAGGAGGGAGCUCCAUAUCUAUCUGGUAAAGAUAUAUACAUAAACAGAGAAUAUUACGAUGGAGCAGAAAACCUAAUUACCCUAUCUAGAUUCUACAAUACCAGAUUUUUAUGCACAUACGAUCUUCAGUGGUAUCCAUUUGAUAUUCAAAACUGUCAACUUCAGCUCACCAUGUUUGGAAAAUCAGGAGAUUUUUCAACAUUGGAGACUGAGAUCCUGAACUUCUUUGGUAAAAGAUCAUCCAAAGAGUUUGUUGUUGAAAACUAUUUCAUGAGGGUAUCGGAAAACAACGGAAAAACAACUUUAAAGGAAAUCUGUCAAUUUAAGAGCAAAAAUUAUUGA
Eurytemora carolleeae is the source of this 1321-nucleotide messenger RNA. RefSeq lists its product as uncharacterized. Gene Ontology annotation, molecular function: neurotransmitter receptor activity; extracellular ligand-gated monoatomic ion channel activity; protein binding. Lineage: Eukaryota; Metazoa; Arthropoda; Copepoda; Calanoida; Temoridae. Gene Ontology annotation, biological process: nervous system process; chemical synaptic transmission; monoatomic ion transmembrane transport. Gene Ontology annotation, cellular component: synapse; membrane; neuron projection. The record is from RefSeq and is a predicted model, not a curated record. The transcript has 10 exons. The annotation marks the transcript as partial.